This is a messenger RNA of Iphiclides podalirius (scarce swallowtail), 3153 nucleotides long. The record is from the annotation of a GenBank genome assembly. Lineage: Eukaryota; Metazoa; Arthropoda; Insecta; Lepidoptera; Papilionidae.
AUGGCUAACAGCAGCGCUGUGUCUUCGACCUUACCAUCGCGAGACUAUCAUUGUAAGGUUUGCGAUCUAUAUUUGGACACUGUUGAUUCUUUAGAGGUGCACUUGCAAUAUCAUAAAGAGAACUUAUACGUAAAGUGGGGCACGCAAAACUCUCAGAAUGAUACAGAUAAUAACAACGGAACAAAGCUGAAGAGUGAAACCGUGUCAGCGCCUGCCGACUCCAGCGACACUAUGAUCACCAAGCCAAGUCCAGAGUUCCAGCAGCGAGCUACGCCAGAAACAUCGACGCAGUUUCCUCAUCCAGCAACACCGCAGAGCUACCACAGCGCACCUUCGCCUUAUCAAAAUCCAGAUCAGACCAACUUUUCUCCUGGCGCACAAUUCGGUAAUAAUUAUGCUCAUACUAAUUUCCCUCAAAAUCAACAUUCAGAACAAAUUUCAUGGGAACAAACUCAAUAUAAUCAAGAAUAUCAUAAGCAUAGCCGCUUUCACCCAUAUAACAUGCAAGACAGGGUGUCCCAAGUUUCAUCAUCUAGCCCUCUUUAUGGGCAACCAUUGAACCAACCAACACCAUCGCCUUCACCUAAUCAGUGCGAUAAAUGCGGUUUUGUCUGUGACUCCGCCGUUCAACUCAAUGAACAUUGCAAUUCAGCUCAUGCAGGUUCAAGCACUGCUCCUGCUCCAGGCUCUAUACCUUUUCAACAAUUUCCUGUAAAGCAAUACAAUAAUUCAGGUUAUCAAAAUGAACCGAUAAAAAUAAAAGAGGAACACGAGGAAUCAUCUGACAUUUUAGAUUUAGAUUCGCAAAAAGUAGUUUAUCAAGGAAACGAGGGUGAACAGCAAAGCACAUCAUACGAAGAAGUGCCAUCACGAGCACGGGAAGUUAAUACGCGUACUGUUCCAAUGAUGCCUUGGGAGACGCAGAAGUUAUACAAUAACCCGCAGAUGAAUGGCGAUGUGUCGCUUUUUAAAGAUCAAAAAAUGUUUGUAGAACAAAAGGGUUAUCCGGCAGAUACAAAAAUGUUUCACCCCGAUCAAAAAUUUCCUUACGCUCAGGACAAGUUUCUCAGCGUUCACCAUGAUCAAAAACCUUUCAUGCACGUUGAGCAAAAAAUAUAUCCCGGUGUACAAAUGCCGCCGUUAGCAGACUAUACGGGUCAAGUUGCAUCAUCUAAUUCGGACAUGAAACCGCCGUACCGCCCUUAUGAUUCACCUACAGUACCACAGAUAACAAGCACUCAAUCGACUAACACAAGUUCAUCCGCAAUGCCUUCAAUUGGGGGGAAAGGGGCAAACUGGAAAUCAAAUGAAGCAAGGAGACCAAAAACUUAUAACUGCACUGCCUGCAAUAAAUGGUUUACUAGUUCCGGCCAUCUUAAAAGACAUUAUAAUACAACUCUACAUAAGAAUGCCGUUAGAUCAUCUGGUCAGCCAGAUCCAGCUACCAUGCCUAUUUCAAGCCAUCACCACCCAAGUCGUGAUUCACUUCAACAAAGAGCCCAGCAACAAAGCGCCGACUCGAACACGCAAAGUCCUGUACCUUCUGAAGACAGCCGCAGCGUUGAUGACGCUGUUCUACAGUCGCCGUAUGCAUCGCAGAACUUUGAGCGAUCUCACCGUGUCGCUACAAUGCAGUCUAAGUCACCAUAUACACAUCUUCAACAGGGUAAUCUAGAUAAUAAUUUCAGUAAUAAUCCUUUAGCUAAUCAUCCAUUACAGCAUCAAAUUGGAUCACAUCCCAUAAGUAUGGGUAACCAGCCGCCGGGAAUAGGUAAUCCAAACGAUAACAAUCACCCAGGGUCUAAAGGAACCUCGUUAUCAUCAUCAGGGAAUCCCCCAAACGGGGAAGCAGGUCCCUCUGUUUCUCAAAAUCACCAUAUGAGGGGCCUGCUAUCAGUAUCAACCAGCAAUAUUUCAACCCCAGUUCUAACCCAGACUACCCCGGCACUUACAGCACACACGUUGCCGCCGUUCAGUCAUUUGGGUGUCAACCCGUACAGCCCGAGGUCUACGGAUCCUUUGGGACCUUCAGUUCCGGAUCCCACUCACACCCCCUUAUAUUUGGGUCAGAAUUUUCAGCAGACUAUAGCACCGAGCUACCCAAACGGGAUGGCCCCCCACGUUAUGGAUAUGGCUAUCAACAAUCUGCCUAUAGCCAAUCCGGCUACUUUUGGUGAAGGUACACCAGAAGAAGUCGAUGUUAUGGAACAGGAAACGUCGAUUCAACCUGCCGGCGGACGCUUGCCUAGUUUCGCGCAGCUCCAAACGCAGAGCUUCAGCGUUUAUGUUUCUAACUAUGUCACGCAGCCUAACGUGGGGGGUCAAGUUGUUUCUGAUGAGUCAACCGCUGGAUAUAUUAUCGUAGACCCGGUUCACUCUCCAUUGCAAUACAACAAUGUUGACAUAUGUGGACAGAGCAUGGAUUAUGAUUAUAGUUUUUCACCUAGGACAGUCAAAGAAAACUUGAUCAGUUACAAUUCAGAAAACAUCAAAGUUUAUCCAUAUGGUUACGCAGUUGGCGGUAAAACGAUAAAGCGGGAGGACGACGUUCUACGGACCGAUGCUAGUGAACUUCAAAUUUUAAAAAUCGAGGACAUUAUGGAUUACGCUAAUAAAGAGAACUACGGUGCUCAAAUGAAAUCUCCGGCGAGUCCGGAGAGCGCCAAAGCUGAAAAUGAGAGUCAGGGCUCUCCCUCAAUUACAUCAACAGUAACGAGCACUCCUCUCACUGAACGCAAUCAAUUGAAGAAAACUGCACCGGCCACCGUGCACAAGUGCUACGAAUGUGAUAAGUUGUUUAACAAAGCGUGCUAUCUGACGCAACACAAUAAGACUUUCCAUUCGGGCGCUAAGCCGUUUAAGUGCGACCGGUGUGGUAAACGUUUCUCCGAUGAUGUUUCAUACGAAGGUCAUUAUAUGAAGCACGCAGACAAUAAACCUUUUAAAUGCAACGAAUGUCCCAAGUCUUUCAACCACAAGACCGAUUUGCGCCGUCAUAUGUGUCUGCAUUCCGGUUGUAAGCCUUUCGCAUGUGAUCAUUGCGGUAAAGGUUUCAUUAGGAAAGAUCAUAUGGUAAAACACGUAGAUAUUCAUAUCAAGAAAAACCUCAGGUCCUCCUCAUCGGUCUCUUCAACGUCGCCCUCCUCUUCAUCG